UGAUAGAUUUUAGUUUUUUUACGAUACACAAAGCACUGAUUAGAUUCGUUUGAUUUAUUUCUGCGUCAAACUAAAAAUGGAAGAUUUUCUACGCUCUCUUCCGGAUGAUAUAAAAAAGAAAGGAAAGGAAGUUGAAGAAUUUCAAAAAACCUUCCAGCCUAAACCUCAAGUAUGGAAAAAUGUUAGAGGAAUACCAAAUUUCAAUAUGGAUGCCGCAAAAUAUGCUUAUGAUCAUUGGACACCACGUAAAGGAGAUGUUUUCGUAGCAAGUUAUCCCAAGUGUGGAACAACAUGGACCUGCGCGAUUGUGAAACAACUUUUAUUUAUCCGAGAUCCAAACUACUUGGAGAUUAUGAAUGCAAGAGGCAAGGGUAUACUAGGUGCUCAGGCUGCAAUAGAAAGCGGCCCACCCGAGGCAAAGUUCGCCGUUGCGGAUGCUUUACCGUGCUCUAGAAUAUAUUUUACACAUCUACCUUCGGAGCUCAUCAAUGUUGAGAAAAUUAAAUCAAGCGAUGCUAAAGUUAUCUAUGUUUACCGAAAUCCAAAAGACGCGUUGGUGUCGUUUUUUAAUUUUAAUCAAAAUAUUCCCUGUGCCCCAGAACUGAGUAAUCUGAAGACUGAUGACUUCAAUAAAUACCUUGAGCAAAUGUUGCAGGGCGAGCAAUGGACUGGUGUUCCUGCUGGACAAUGGUAUCCAUACCAUAUUAAAAGUUGGAUGCAAUAUAAAGAUGAAAAUUUUAUAAAAUUCAUUGCAUAUGAAGAACUGAAAAAAGACUUUAAAGUCAUUGUUCGUGAUAUUGCUGAAUUUCUCGGCCUGCAAAGAACAGAUGCUGAAAUAUCUGGAAUUGAAAAACGUUGCUCGUUUAAAGUAAUGCAAGAUGCUGCGACCGGCAGUGAUUUGGAAAAGAUCAAAUUUUUCCGAAAGGGUGGUGUUGGAGACUGGAAAAAUUAUUUUUCUGUUGCCCAGUCAGAAAAAAUGGAUGAGCAUAUUAAAAUUGCACUUGGAAAUGUUGACAUCCAAUUCCAGUACGAGAUAUAGGUUGAAUUUUAAUAUUCAUAUCAGAAAUACUGUAACUCUCUGCCUAUCGUAGCACAAUUUAAUGUCUUGAUCUAUCGUAUUAAUUAUGUUUGCGUAAUUGAGUCUGAUUUUUAUUAAAUACAAAUCAAAUAAAAAA
Styela clava is the source of this 1175-nucleotide messenger RNA. RefSeq names its product sulfotransferase 1B1-like. NCBI's taxonomy places the organism in Eukaryota, Metazoa, Chordata, Ascidiacea, Stolidobranchia, Styelidae. The record is from RefSeq and is a predicted model, not a curated record. Gene Ontology annotation, molecular function: sulfotransferase activity.